CGGCGCGAGGGAGGGAGCGAGGGAAGGGAAAGGCGAGCGUGAGCUGCCUCAAAUGCUUGGAAUAAUUCCGCUUCCGUUUGGAAAGCCGCAGCCUCAGUCCCGCCGCCGCCCGCCGCGUCCGCCCAGCUCCAGCUCGGCGUCCCGCUCGGCCCGCGGCUGCCCGCUCCGCCGCCAUGGCUACCUCCCCUCAGAAGUCGCCCUCUGUCCCCAAGUCCCCCACUCCUAAGUCGCCCCCGUCCCGCAAGAAAGAUGACUCCUUCUUGGGGAAACUCGGAGGGACCUUGGCCCGGAGGAAGAAAGCCAAGGAAGUGUCAGAGCUUCAAGAGGAGGGAAUGAACGCCAUCAAUCUUCCCCUCAGCCCCAUUCCCUUCGAACUGGACCCUGAGGAUACCAUGCUGGAGGAGAACGAAGUGCGGACCAUGGUGGAUCCAAACUCACGCAGCGACCCCAAGCUUCAGGAACUGAUGAAGGUAUUAAUUGACUGGAUUAAUGAUGUGUUGGUUGGAGAAAGAAUCAUUGUGAAAGACCUCGCUGAAGAUUUAUAUGAUGGACAAGUCCUGCAGAAGCUCUUUGAGAAACUUGAGAGUGAGAAACUAAAUGUCGCUGAGGUCACCCAGUCAGAGAUUGCUCAAAAGCAAAAGCUGCAGACGGUCCUGGAGAAGAUCAACGAAACCCUGAAGCUUCCUCCCAGGAGCAUCAAGUGGAAUGUAGACUCUGUUCACGCCAAGAGCCUGGUGGCCAUCUUGCAUCUGCUGGUUGCUCUGUCUCAGUAUUUCCGGGCACCAAUCCGACUCCCAGACCAUGUUUCCAUCCAAGUGGUCGUGGUCCAGAAACGAGAAGGAAUCCUCCAGUCUCGGCAAAUCCAAGAGGAAAUAACUGGUAACACAGAGGCUCUUUCCGGAAGGCAUGAACGCGAUGCCUUCGACACCUUGUUCGACCACGCGCCUGACAAACUCAACGUGGUGAAGAAGACACUCAUCACUUUUGUGAACAAGCAUCUGAAUAAACUGAACCUGGAGGUCACGGAACUGGAAACCCAGUUUGCAGAUGGAGUGUACCUGGUGCUUCUCAUGGGGCUCCUAGAGGGCUACUUUGUGCCUCUGCACAGCUUCUUCCUGACCCCAGACAGCUUUGAACAGAAGGUCUUGAACGUCUCCUUCGCCUUUGAGCUUAUGCAAGACGGAGGUUUGGAAAAGCCAAAACCGCGGCCAGAAGACAUCGUCAACUGUGACCUGAAGUCCACACUGCGAGUGCUAUACAACCUCUUCACCAAGUACCGGAACGUGGAGUGAAGGCCUGCGCUUCCGCUGCCCGCAGCUCUUGCCGCAGGCGGACUGGACCAGCCUCGGAACCGCCUUACCCUGCUUGUCCCCAUCCCCUGCUGUGUGCUCUCCACAAGCCCAGCUACUGCCCAGAGAUAGCGGGACUGGAUGCCGGAAGGAAAAGACCAGCAUCUCGGUGGGCUGAGCCACACCUCCCAGGCCAUGGGCACUACCCAGCCAUGAGCUGGGGGAGUGGACCCGGCCAGGUGCCAGGCCCACACUUCCCUGUGUGUGCGCUUCGGGAAUCAGCCCCGGCAGUCCCCAGAAGACGCAAACAGAGAUCGCGGCUCCCAUUAAUAGGCAUCAAAUAUGCCAGGCCCGCACCAAGUGCCGUCCCGCAUUCACAUUCACUAGCCCUCACAACUCCUUUGGCGUAGGCGUUAUAAUCCCCUUUUACAGGUGAGGAAACUGAAGCUUGGAGGUUGAGGGACUCUCCAGAAGUUGGCAUUUGUGUUUUCUCUUUGAACAACAAUCUGGGCAUUGUGUGUGUGCACGUGCACGUGUCCGCUCACACCUGAGCCUUCGAGAAGAGGGGAAGCACUGAUCUCACCACUGAGGAAGGCUAGGUCAGGGCUUGGUGAUUCACACUGAAAUUGGCAAAUUGAAUCUAACCCAAUUAAUGGUGCGUGUGUGGCAGGAGUCAUGUCCCUCAAAUCCUUUGUACAAAUGAAAAUUACUCUUAAUUCCUUCAGAUUUAUAAUAACCCCAUAUUCUGGUUUCACAGUGACAUUUGGGAAGGAUUCUGUUUAGAAUUAAUGGAGUGGCACAUUUUGCAGCCUUUUUGCUUGAUUGCAUGUAAUGGAAAUGCCCUAUAUUUUCCUGCAAAAUAAGUACUCAAUUCAUUAUCGUUAGGCAAAUGUACAAUAUAGUCAGGCCCUGCAGAGAGCUGGGCGCAAGCCCGAGUAAGCAGCGCUUGGGAAGUAGGGCUCUUCAACAGGGACCCUUGAACUUUAAAGAAAGGAACUCCUUUCUGCUUUCUAAUUGAUCAUUUAGACCAUUCUGGCUAAGUCUGCCCACAUGUAAUUACCGGCUAAUUCAGGCGAGGAAAAAUGUAAGUCAUUUAGACCAAAGCCGAGCAGUUUCCUUGCGUGGGUAACUCAAGGGCUUGUGGUUACUUGUAUCUCCUCUAUGUGAACCGGACCUAAUUAUAGAGCUCUGCUCAUGCCAGGCUGCUGCUCAGUCCUGGCAGAAAAGGAAAGGGGCCAAGGCGGGGCAGGAGGGCAGGUCCAGGGGGAACGAGAAAUGGGGAGAUGCUUGCACACUUGGCAUACAGGGAAAUACCCUCAGAGGUAGAGAGGUGUGGUUUAUGGUACUUAACACUUGUGCCCUUGAAUUGACUGAGGCCUUGCAGUAAUCACUUGUGCUGAUAUUACAUCCUCAUUAUACAAUUUUCAUAAAUGCAUCAGACAGACACCAGCCUGUGUGGCCUCCUCCAGGAGUGUGUGACUGCCUUGUCAUGCUUUACACCACCGCACAAGCCCACCUGGGGUUUGAGGAGUUCACUGUGAUCUGUUUCUCCACCACCCGAAGUCGUGCCCCCCACUUGUCCAAGACAUUCCUGCAGCCUUCUCCUUGUUGCUUACUCCACUGUCUAUCUGCAGUAACUCAACCCCGAGAUUUAGUUACACUGUGUAUUUCUUUGGAUAUUUUGCUCGAAGAAAGAAUUGUUACUCAGCAUAAUGAACAUUCAAGGUGUAAAGGCAAUGUACUGUCUUGUGUCAAUUUAUGUACAAGAAUACAAUUCUUUUUUACUUAACUAG
Sciurus carolinensis (gray squirrel) is the source of this 3082-nucleotide messenger RNA. It is a transcript of the gene Parva, whose product is annotated as parvin alpha. Gene Ontology annotation, biological process: cilium assembly; actin cytoskeleton organization; substrate adhesion-dependent cell spreading. NCBI's taxonomy places the organism in Eukaryota, Metazoa, Chordata, Mammalia, Rodentia, Sciuridae. The record is from RefSeq and is a predicted model, not a curated record. Gene Ontology annotation, cellular component: actin cytoskeleton; focal adhesion; cytoplasm. Bases 174 to 1292 code for a protein of 372 amino acids. Gene Ontology annotation, molecular function: actin binding. The transcript is spliced from 13 exons.